GGCGAUCAAACCUCUUGUCGUGAAGCCAUGCCCACGGCCAUCAAGGACUCGGACAAGACGGCCAAAACAAAACAGUGAGAAUUCAUAGGAUACGCACACAGCACCAGAAAUUUCAUUCACCCACGAGUAAACAGAUAAACAAGAAGGGGAAAAAAAAAAGAAAAAGAAAAACAGAAAUCGAAAAUACGAGCUGAUGAUGAUGAUGAUAGGAGAGAGAAAGAGGGAGUUAAUUAAGUAGGAGAAUUUAGAAAGUGAGAGACUGGAAGAGAGAGAGAUGAAAAAGGCCGAAAAAGGUGGGGAGGGAGAAGCGGAAAAGGAGGAAAAUUUAGGGGAAAAGUUGAGGAGAGGGGUAUUAGCAGGCAAAAGAGCGGGCCCUGCUACUCCAGUGCUCUCCUGGAGGCUUUGGUUUUCUCACGAUACCAUCAUUAAGGAUCACCAUCUCCAUCUCCAUCUCCAUCAUCAUCACCAACCUUCCUCCGUCUCCGCCAGGAAGCUCGCCUCUGCUCUCUGGGAGUUCCACCACUACUACUUCCCAAUGCAUCGCCCUUCCAACAACGGUGUUUCUUCUGAUCCUAGACUUCGCCGCCACCAUCACUACCAUCUCCACAAGGACAACCCUCCCACUCACCUUACCUCCUUCUUGCCUGAUGCUUCUCCCAGUUCCCCUGAUCAGCCAGCCAGUGCAAGCAGUUUGAGGAGGCAUGUCGCAGCAUCCCUGAUGAAGCAUCACCGAGCACUUGAAAGAAACAAUCAUGCAUUGCAACCUGUAUCACCGGCAAGUUAUGGUAGUUCCAUGGAGAUGGCACCUUAUAAUCCUGCAGUUACUCCUACGAGCUCCUUAGAAUUUAAGGGAAGGGUUGGGGAUCAACAUUAUAGUCUCAAGACAUCCACCGAACUCCUUAAAGUGCUAAACAGAAUCUGGAGCUUGGAAGAACAGCAUGCAUCUAAUGUUUCUCUAAUAAAAGCUCUCAAAACAGAACUGGACCAUGCACGUCUCAGAAUCAAAGAGUUGCAUCGAGAUCGGCAAGCAGAUCGACAUGAGAUUGAUGAGUUGAUGAAGCAAAUUGCAGAAGAUAAACUGGUUAGAAAGAGUAAGGAACAGGACCGACUACAUGCUGCUGUUCAAUCUGUGAGGGAUGAACUAGAGGAUGAGAGGAAACUGCGAAAACGAUCAGAGAGCCUGCACAGGAAGUUAGCCCGAGAGCUGUCUGAGGUGAAGUCCUCUCUUUCUAGUUCUCUGAAAGAGUUGGAUAGAGAGAGAAAGACAAGGGGAUUAUUGGAGGACCUCUGUGAUGAGUUUGCCAGGGGAAUCAAAGAAUAUGAACAAGAAGUGCGUGCUCUGAAACAGAAAUAUGACAAGGAUUGGGCUGAAAGGGCUGAUGAUGAUAAUUUAAUUCUCCACAUAUCUGAAUCAUGGCUAGAUGAACGGAUGCAAAUGCAAUUAGAAGCAGCUCAGAAUGGUUUUCCCGACAAGAAGUCAAUCGUGGAUAAACUAAGCCUUGAAAUAGAGACUUUCCUUAAAGCUAAACACAAUAAUAGGAGCACGGAGAACCUGGUAGCAAGGGAUAGAAGGAAUUCUCUUGAAUCUGUUCCCCUGCAUGAUGCUGUGAGUGCACCACAAGAAGUGGGUGAUGAUGAUUCUGUAGGCAGUGAUUCAAACUGUUUUGAGUUGAACAAGCCUAGACACAGGGGACCUAUAGCACAUGAAGAUGACAUUUUAGACACUACUGUUGAUGAGUCAAUAAAAGCCAAGCAAACAAGGAAAAAGCCAACAAGUCGUGAAAGGAUAAAAAGUCAUAGUCCUUCUAGCUUGCAAGUGAAGCUUGAAGAACAGGUGGCUUGGGCCGUGCCAAGUAACUCUAACAAGAAGUCCCAAUCAAUUGAUGCAGAAGCACAACAGGAGAAGACCAAAGAUACAAAGGCAGUUGAAGGAUUUGAACAGAGUGAGGCAAGGGAAGACAGUAAUAAUUUUGACAGAAAAAAUAGCCCCCUUGAACUGCAAAGCUCCAAUAAAAGUCACAUAAUCGACAAUCUCAUCAGAAGCCAAAUUUUGGCAUCAGAAAGUGGAGAUGUACAUGCCGAGAGUAGUUAUGGGGAGGCUUCCUGCAGUAAUGCUGGAUGGAGGAAUCAAGCAAGUCCCGUGCGGCAGUGGAUGGCAAGACUUCCAUCCCAAAACCCUGAAAUCACCGAGUCUUCGAAAGCGCCCCCAGGUUUAAAGGAGAACACAUUGAAAGCGAAGCUUCUUGAAGCAAGGUCCAAGGGACAACGGUCGCGUUUGAAAGCCUUGAAGGGGGUUGCCCUUUAAAGGAAUGUGAAUUGUGAUUGCAUGAGGAGUUGAGUUCGAGAGUUCUGGUAAGUUCUGAGUUGGCUGAUGAAUUUUAAUGUUUUGGGUAUUACUUAUUGCGCCUCUGCCGCUUCCUUUCAGCUCAAGAGUUUUGCUGUGUUCAUACUGUAUCUGUAACAUUUUGCGUUCUGGAUUUAGUCAAUAUACUAGUAUAGGCGUUGUCGUAUAGCUGAAAGAAUCAGGUCAACUUUAAAGAACAAAGGAAAAUGUACAAUCUACUAUUCUGAAAUGCAACUUGCAACAUGGUGGGGUUUUCCUUAAA
Molecule: messenger RNA, 2606 nt
Organism: Neltuma alba
Lineage: Eukaryota; Viridiplantae; Streptophyta; Magnoliopsida; Fabales; Fabaceae
Exons: 3
Coding region: 275-2305 (676 amino acids)
Source: RefSeq, a predicted model, not a curated record